Rhinocladiella mackenziei CBS 650.93 is the source of this 1146-nucleotide messenger RNA. RefSeq lists its product as uncharacterized. Lineage: Eukaryota; Fungi; Ascomycota; Eurotiomycetes; Chaetothyriales; Herpotrichiellaceae. Gene Ontology annotation, cellular component: nucleus. The transcript has a single exon. The record is from RefSeq and is a predicted model, not a curated record. Bases 1 to 1146 code for a protein of 381 amino acids. Gene Ontology annotation, molecular function: ubiquitin protein ligase activity.
AUGUCCCAUUCAAAACACAACACAUCACUUGCCUUCUUCACUUCGCAUGAACGCUCACUUCUCCGCUCAAGCUGGGGAAGCCAAUCGGCCCGACUCACGCGCGACUCGUUUCUGCCCGUCGGCUACUGCCGGCUAUGUCUUAGCUAUGCACGGAAUCCGGUGGCGUGUGCUGGUGCUGGCGAGAACACCAUCGUCAACACCGACGGCACAAGCAGAGGUAAAGGCGAGGGGAAGGGUAGAGUGAAGGUCCAUCUAUUCUGUCGCGAGUGUGCGCUAAACGAUCUCGUCGCGCAGAGGAAGGAGAUCAAGCGUCUCGAGCGCGAGGAGGAGGUUCGCGAGCAGGAAGAACGGGACUCGAAGGCUCGUGAGCAAGAAGAACAGCGACGGAGGGAUGUUGAGAUGUUUGAGCGUGCGGAGGCCGGAUUCGAGGAUGACAUGGAGAGUGGGAUCCGAGGUGUCAAGAGGAAACGGCAGGCUGAGGAGAUGCAUGCUUCUACUGCUAGCUCACUGUCGCGGAGAGAUGAGCAUGGGGAGAAAAAGGCCAAGCCUUCUUCUAAUUCUGCUUUGUCUUCAGAGGCCAGUUUCUGGAUCCCGGGCUCUGAGGCGCUUUCCACUUCUGUAUCGAAAAUUACGUCGACUUCCAAAAAGCAGAAACUACAUCCUCUCUGCCCUGCAUCCACGCCGGAGACCAAACACGCAUACUCGCUGAAGACACUCAUCAAUGUGUCUUUUGCGGAGAGCAACGAGACGAACACGAGCACCGACGAACCGACACGGAUAUGUCCAAGUUGCAAGAAGGCGCUGACCAAUACGUCAAGACCAAUGCUCGGGACAGCGGAGGGAUGUGGCCAUGUUCUUUGUGGUGGGUGUGUGGAUGUAAUUCGGAAGACUGAACAAGGGAUUCGGUGUUUUGUCUGCGAGGCCGAUUUGAGUGGUGGCAAUACUCCAGAGGAAAGUAUACGAGCCAGGGAAGAAGGGGACAGGGAAACAGGGAGUGGGAAGACAAAAUGUCAUGAGAAAGAUAGACAAAAGAAAGACAAGGAAAAGAAAGCGGGCAGGCUUGUGGAGCUCAGUUGCGGAGGCACCGGGUUUGCUAGGGGAGGAGCGAAUGUUGCGAAACGAGACGGCGUGGCUUUUCAAUGCUAG